AUGCACUUUCAAAAUACUCCCUCCGCGAGUUCAAAUCGUGGCCUCCGGUUAAACCAACCGCGAAUAUUUAAAUAUUACCCUGCCAAGAAAGUCUUGGCAAUUGAUCGGGGACCCAACUGCGCGCAGAGUCAGCAUUGCGUUAAUCAGACAUUCGGCAGGCCGAAAUCGAGAAAGCUAUCUCUGAUUGGACGAGCCAAAAAAACGGUCGAGAAGGUUAUAGAGGCCAUGAAUGCAGCUGGUGUCCCCGUGGGGUGGGUAAUGAACAUGAGGGAUAUCGUGGAGAAGCAUAAUCAAGCACACAGAGCUAUCCAGGAUGUCUUGGUGGACGGUAAAGAUGGGGAGGGGUGGAAUGUAGAGAUCCCGGGAACGUUCCCCCGCAUCGAAGGUUUUGAAUUCACACCCAGUUGGGCUGGUCCUGCUUUGGGUGAUCAUACGGACGUUGUAUUGGAGGAAAUGCUAGGAUUAGGGAAGGAGGAUGUGGAGAACUUGCGCGGAGAUGGUAUAAUAAGUUAA
This is a messenger RNA of Desarmillaria tabescens, 513 nucleotides long. RefSeq lists its product as uncharacterized. Gene Ontology annotation, molecular function: catalytic activity. Lineage: Eukaryota; Fungi; Basidiomycota; Agaricomycetes; Agaricales; Physalacriaceae. The coding region runs from base 1 to 513 and encodes 170 amino acids. The transcript has 2 exons. The record is from RefSeq and is a predicted model, not a curated record.